This is a messenger RNA of Motacilla alba alba, 15330 nucleotides long. It is a transcript of the gene HIVEP1, whose product is annotated as HIVEP zinc finger 1. The record is from RefSeq and is a predicted model, not a curated record. The coding region runs from base 6195 to 14345 and encodes 2716 amino acids. Gene Ontology annotation, cellular component: nucleus. Gene Ontology annotation, biological process: regulation of transcription by RNA polymerase II. Lineage: Eukaryota; Metazoa; Chordata; Aves; Passeriformes; Motacillidae. Gene Ontology annotation, molecular function: RNA polymerase II cis-regulatory region sequence-specific DNA binding; DNA-binding transcription factor activity, RNA polymerase II-specific. The transcript has 8 exons.
CAGGUAUUGUCGCUUCUCUGAUAUGGAACUAGUCUAUCGCUGUAUCUUGAUUUUGGUAUAUGUCUGCUUGUCACAGGGAAUUACAUGUUUUUGCACUGUUUAAAAAUGGUAGACCCUUACUACAGUCAAUAUCGUUUUAAUGGAAUUAAUGAAAUUUUAAAUUACGAAGAAUUUUUGCUCUUUUGUCUGUUAUGGACCAUAAUUUGAUUACAACCCCCAGCAGUGCUGAUGGCCCUGGAGAUGAUAGAUGACAGGACACAGCACAUACUGGAGGAUCAGCUGUUACUGUUGCUUCAUCCAGUCCUGCUUAUGUUGUGAAAAGACAUUUAGGAGAUGCCUAGAGCUCAACCAUGGAAUUUAUUUAGAGGGAGAUUUCAGAAGAACACUAAGCAUAAAUCUACCCAUAUUUGCAAGUUGGUUUUUUUUUUUGCUAUUAAAUCUGAUGGUGCACAUUUUUGUAGUACAUUUUACCAAAAGUGAUCCUAAACAUUCGCAAGUUGUCUUUCAUCCAGGAGGUGGGUAGUGCAGUGAGAGUGAGAGGCAGGGAUAAGGCUUUUGAAUCUUAAUGAAGCUAGCUCAGCCAGAGGGGAUGUGUCAGGUGGGAGGCAGAGCUGUCUUUAAAGAACCACAUGGAUUUCUUUCGGUGUGGUCUAAGUGUCCAUUUGAGACCCUCUACAGGUUUUCCAUACUGUUUCGGUCUUUACUUGUUUGGUUUUAUAUAUUAUAAAGUAUAUGGUUGUAAACCACUUCAUAUUGAACACAGUAUUCAUUCUGGUUGAACAUCCAUGCCUUAUUAUAUGUCUUUAUCAUCAUUGCAAGAUAAAUAUCAGGGCUUUAUGACUUAAUAAUAAGUUUUAUCUUUAAAGAUCAUUUUCUAGCAGAUUGAAAUGGGUUGUUACCUCAUCUAGGAGUUAUGAGUGUGAUUGUUGGGAACACCUGAGAGUUGAGUUAGCUGAAUGCUGUUUUAAUUGGCAGGAGAUUACCAGUUUCUAUGGGAAAAUGAAUUAGUUAAGACCCGUCACAAAGGCCUUUUGAAAAUUCUCGUCUGUAUUCUGAAGAUUAUUGAUUUUGAAAUUAAUUACUACAAGUUGGAAGAAGAGGGUACUUUCUAAAUACCCCAAUUUUGCAGUGUCUGUACAAUAAUUGGUUUACACUGUAUUUAGGAGACACGUACAAAACAGUUGUGUUUUUGCAAAAGGGUUUUAGCUGUAGCUUUUUGUAGGCCCACUCUGAGACAAUCUGAUAAGGUCUGAUGUUCAGGAAGCCCCCUGCUGAAAACCAGGCUGGUUUAAGAGAGCUGUGGUUCGGCAUUUCGAUUCAUUAGCUGUUUUGGAAGUCUCUGGUCUCACUAGUUAGUAUUACCUGUCAGAAUGUGUAAGGGCAGAAGGAGUUUGUGGCCACCUGAUGAGACCCUGGCGCAGGUUGCCUGGAGAAACUGUGGGUGCCCCAUCUCUGGAAGUGUUCAAGGCCAGGUUGGAUGAGGCUUUGAGCAGCCUGGUCCAGUGGAAGGUGUCCCUGCCCAUUGGAGGGACGUUGGAGCUAAAUGAUCUUUAAGGUCCCUUCCAACCCAAAACAUUCCAUGAUUCUAUAAAACAGCAAAAAAAGCUGCCUUUAAUUUUUUGUGUAUCAUUGGAAAGGGCACUGGUAAAUGAGAAGAUAGGCUCAGGAGGGCAGGCAAGGGGUUAACUCUAGAGUAUCUCUAUGUAAGUAGUUGGCAAUAAAGUAUCUAAAUAUCUCUAUAAGUAUUCAUGUGUGCAACCACUAUGUUCCUUAGGAAUAUAAUUAUCUUUCCAAUAAAUUCUUGGAUUGUGGAAAUCUUGUUUUAUGGACUAAAACUAUAAAGUACACAGGAGGACGUGUUGGACGUUGCUACCAAACUCACAUAUUACAUGAUAAGUUCCUAAACCCAGAGACCAGACUUUCCCUCACUAAGAAAUUCCCUCACCUCUCCAUCAUCAUCCCACACAUUCUCUUCUGCCCAUCAGUGAGCUAUGUGGUCAAAAACAAGAAUCCUCUUCCCUUUUCUCUCUCAAGAAGGAAUUAAAAGAGGGAAUUUUGAGCUUCUGGUAGGUGACUUGCUUCCUGCUGUUUUUACUCCUCUGUGCCUGGACGUUUUCCAAGGCAGUCAUUCCUGACUUUCAUCUACACCCUGGGGAUUCCACAGGUGUGAUGGAGAAGUGAACCUUUGUGGAGAUUUGGCUGGUUUGCAGUCUCUUGCCACAGGGGAAUGGAAGUAAUAACAAGGGAGUUCCCACAGAUAGGUGGAUGUUGUGGGGUUGUGCCAGGAAGUUUUGGUUUCCUAAUAAAAUUGAAAGACCGAUUUCUGCUUCUCUUAAAAUCCUUGGGAACUUUAUAGUCAGCCUGAGCACUGUCUGAAUUUUGGUGAAGAGUCAAAUGCUCACCUGAGACUGGAGCAUGGGGUUGGGGAAGGUGUUUCAACUUCAUCUAAUUCUAAUUUAUUCCGUGUGAGAUAUUCACCUGUGUGUGCCUGCACGCUGCUGCAAGGGACGGGUGGGUGUAUAACAAAGAAAAAGCCCAGCAUUUUGACAUCAAUAAAUGUCACUUUACAAUGGCUACGAUGUUGUUAGUGCAAAAAGCAAAAUAUAUCCCUAUUGAAAUUGCUUAAAACGGGUGUAUUUUCAGAAGGAGUUCAGUUUACUACUGUAUUUACAAUAAUAAAUUUGCUCACAGAUUGGAAUAAGCAAUAGAUGUUAAAUCCACUCCUAAUAAGUGUGUGCCAUGUCAUUCAUUGUGGGUUUGUCAGAUGACCUUCAGAGUAGAUUUGUACCGUACUCAAACAUCUACAAUUAAAGCUCAUUGACAUCAGAUUCAUAGGACAGUGUUGACAUUACUUUUAGAAGAGUGACCUUAUUUUCCUUUAUAACUUGUAUUUAAUGGGAGAAAACCAACAAAAACUAAAAUGUUAGAAAACUCAAAACUUGUCAUAUUUCUGUAGUGUUUCAGUUUUUCUGAAAUUAUCUGCAUUAAAUGAGGAAUUCAUUGUUAUAAAUUUUACAGAAUUUGUACUGAAUUUGAAUUUUCAAAGUCUGAAUGGCUCCUAGUUUAAAUUAUUAAAAGACUUGAAAGAAAGCUUUGGAGAAAUGUUUUUUGAGGUUUUUUGUUGUGCUUUUUUAGGAAAGAUGAAAAUGUUCAUUCCAGAAAAUAGUUUGUAGUGUAAAACUUGUUGAAGCUCAUCCUUUCCACAAAUACCUUAUAUUUUGGUAGUGAGUUUUUUUGUCAGAAUUUUUUAUUUUGUCAGAUUCCCUCUGGCAGCAUCAUUUUGUCAUCUCCAUGUUAGGGAACGGUCAGCCACCAUAUACUAUAGACAAACUGUGUGUCCUUUAGUAAUAUUAGAACAGGAGAAGUGGCCAGUACAUCAUUAAAGAAAAUUGAACUUAGGAUUUCAAAAUGCUGGAAUAUCUUAGAAAUGAGUCCCCGUAUCGACUCUGGAUUUAGGAAGUCUCCAUGUGCCUUAACAGUGUGUUUCCCAACCAUGAUGUGUAUUUUGCUCUGAUUUUAUGGAUAUGCAUUACUUGUUUUGGGGAUAAAUGUGAGGAUAAUGUGCCAUAAAAUGCAUUUUAGUCUCCAGUUGACAUUUCUUGUCAACCUGUUUUCUUAAAACCUAGUUUUUAUAGGAGAAAUUUCAGAUGAGAGCAUAUGGAUUGAUAUAUUUGAUAUACUUCUUGUUACGCAGGAUUUGCAGUAUAAUGCUUACAGCCCCUUUGAUAUUACAGCACAGAGUUUCUUAUUGCCUGUACAAAGUAUUCCCAAAAUGUGUUUGCUAACGUGGUUUAGUGCAGCCUUCGGGUUUUCCUUGGCAUUAUGCCUUGAGGAAGGUUUACUGUUGCAUUGUUUGUUUUCAAAUUUUACUUCUUAAAUUUUGGUUAGAUGUGAUAUAAAGCAAAAAAUUUGUAAAUUAACGUGGCCAACCAUCUCAAAUCUGAGCUAGAAAUGAAAUAUUACAAGUAAAAUUUUGGUUUGCUCUAAGUCUUGUUGAUCUGUAUGAGACAGAAGGUAUCAUUUCCUGCUGUGUAUCUUCAGCAAUCAGCAGUGUAACAGCAGACUGAUUGGUUAUUUACUUUUUAUUUUCUCUCCCAUAGAUCUUAUGUCAACAGCACUCAAGCAGAGUGUAGCAUGGUUAUUUUUACGGUGUCUUUAUUGGUUGCAUAGAUUAAAACAUGAGCGGUUUUAUGGAGGUUGCCUUUUUGCAUCCUGACAAUUUCAUAUUUGUCCUUGUCUCUAUUAAAACAUUUAAUUUCCCUCAGACAACUUAACCUUUUUCUUCCACUUCAAAUAAUGACAAGGACAAAUAUUUGUCAACAUCCUUGCAAUGUGAUGCGUUCAUGGCUCCAUCAGUAUCUUGGGAGUCCGGAAGAAUGUUUCUGACCCUUCCUGUAGCCGAGGUGGUGGCCAGAUGUGGGAAUGCUCAUCUCUGCUUCCAUCUCUGCAGCAGUUCUGGUGGUGAUGUGCAGCUGCCCAGGCAUGACCACCAGCCCUGAGGGCCACCUGGGGAGCUUGCCUUACUGAUGCGCUCUCCCAAAGCCCCGGGUCGCUGUGGGAGCAUGGCAAGGAGCAGGCUGCAGGUUGGGUACGUUUCACAUCUUCCUUUCUCCUAAGGUGUUGUUCCAGACCUCUGAGCUGUCAUCAGGUAUAACAUAGCAACGAAGCAAGCAAAUUCUACAGUACCUCCAAGCCCAGUAUAGUUGCAGAAUUCCACCAUUUUGCUUUAGAUAAAAUGAUCAAAAAUAGUGUUUGGGGAAAGAAUGAACCUCACCCGAACAGACACAGCGACUUUGUGAGGAUGUGUAGGGUCUUGAGCAGAGAUACAGGUUUUGGAAAUCUGCAAUGCUUGUGAAGCAGAAACAGUAUUUUUUAAGAGUAUGGAUAAGUUAAACUUCUUAAAAGAAAGGGACUAAGUCUUUUUUUCCCCUUUUAUAUGUGCUUGGCACGCUGCUCAAUAAAUACGGUCCUAAUAUUGCACUAGCAGACUGUGAUAUGAAUGCCAGUGAUUUCCCCAUGUCUCCUUCAGACCUGUGUGAUUAAAAAUCCACGUGUGUGAUUAAAAUCUUACAUCAGCAUUGGAAUGAUUUGGAUUCCUUCAUGCUUUCAGCUAUUCAGGUUGUCAGUAAAAAAGGCCUAUUUCUACCAACAUGUGAUCAGAGAUUUCUGUCGCACUCUGCCUGGCACAGACCUAGUGAUGAUGGAUGUGACUGGUACCUACACAGAAUGUUCCUGCUGUGUCUUUUCCUGAAUGUGUGCCCAAAGGGAAACUUUCCAUGGUUUUUGAAUGGCCUUUAGCUGAAGACUUGUUCAGGAGGCAGAAGGUAUUUUAAGGAAACUGUGGUAGGUACGACUCCUGGUAAUAAGGCUCUUCUGGUCUAUGCAGUGCUGCCUGACAGGUCUGUAUUUGAUUUCACUGAUGGCCUUUCAAAUGCAGAGUUAGAUAUUUCUACAUGUUAUUGCAGCUGAACAAUUGCAUGUACCUCCCCACAGAAGGACCCAUUGCCUUUUCCUGGGCAAAUACUCCUUUAUUUGUUCAUGUCCUACUCUUUCUCUUUCAAAGUGAGUUGAAGUGUUUAAUUUAGGAAGAACACAGUCAAGUAUUUUGUGCUGUGAGAUGGCAGAAGGGGUGUUUGUUCCUGGUGGUGGGGCUUGCUGGCGUAGGUGUCUUCUGUGGCUUUGGAAGGAAUGUUCAGCAGAUACUUGAUGACCUUCUGUAGGAGGAAAAUAGGUGCACAGGUGAAAAUGGAGGAGGUUCUUGUGAAUGUCGAGGUCUCUUGCAAGUCUGGAGCUCAGCCUACGUUGCAGUACAUAGGGAGAGAGUUGUGCUGCCAAGAAAUUAAUGUCUCUUUUACUGGGAUAGUGAGGGUCUCUGUGCACCACAUUCAGAGCGCUUCUAUGGCUUUGCUUACCGACCUAGGUUUGAAAAAAGCAAAAAUGUUCCAGCUGGAAAGGAACUGAUUUUUCUUAAAAAAAAAAAAAAAAAAGCCCUGGAGUGCCUUGGGUGUGUUGGGUAAUUGUGUACUCAAGAAACCACUUACAUAAGUGAAGACACUCCUGUAACCCUCGCCUGCCAGGAAGGCAGGCGCUGCAGAAAAUCCACUCAUCGCAGAGGAACCUCCAGUAGGUGCAAAAGGGGAGGAGAACUUUGUUCUUUGUGCUGUGUUUAUUCACAAAGAGAAGUUGUCUUUGGCAUGUGUGCUUGGCACCAGAGGAUUCCCGUUUUUUAUCCUGCGGAGCUGCUUUUUCUUGUCGGUGUUGCGGACAAAAUUGAAGAAGCACAAAAACAGCUUAAUGGAACAGAAGACCAACAGCGAGAAAUCACCGAUGCUGGUGCUAGAGGAACCCAAGAUACAAUUAAGGGUGUGAAAAGAAAAAAGAUUGUGUCUGAAAACCAUCUUAAAAAAAUACCAAAAUCGCCUUUGAGAAGCCCUGCUGAAGCCAAGGUUAAGCAAAAUAUAGACCCUUCACCACUAAAAGCUCUUCCGGAUGCCUCUGAACAUGCUACGGCACAGGAUCACCUGCCCAUGCAAAAUGGAAAUCAAUGUACCAAACAAAAUGGGGGAGCACUUAGCAGUGAGAUAAGUGUUGAAACAACCAAAUGUGAGACAUCAAUGCAGACGAAGCUUUCACUGACCCAUCAGUCCUUAGAUUUGUGUAAACAGGCAGCAGGGGAUACUGAUGCAAACCAACUGAACUCAGCAGAGAGGAAGCCUUCCUCAAACUCCUCAUCAAGUAAUACAAAGACUGACAGUAAUGAAUGUAUUAAUUUUGUUGAUUGCAGUACGUCGUCCCCAUGUGCGCGUACUGCAUUCGAUGUCUUACUAAAAGCUAUGGAGCCUGAACUGAACACCUUAGCACAAGAGUGCCCCCCUUAUGGGAUGCAGAUAGAGAAACUGAGACCAAAUAAAACUGUAAGCACCUCUUCUAGUCUCACGUCCAAUACAAUAAGUGUCCAAAAUCAGUCUGCUUUCUCACAGCAGGAGUUUGCAGCUGGACCUCCCUAUUACCCAUGUACGGUGAACAAUGUGCAUGCAGCAACAGCAGCCAAGACUGGACAAGCACAAGGCCAAUCAGUUUCUCAUUCACAAGACCUUAUUACUAAAACCAGUCAGCAAAAUCACCAGGUUGUUAUGUGUCCAAGUUUAACUAGGUCGCUGGUGCAACAGCAGAGUCAAGAAAACCCCAAGCUCCAGCAGAUCUACAGCAUAGCAGUAACUUCAGCUGUCGUUCACACCUCAUCUUCCACUGUAACUCAGGUUUUUUCUCAAAACCCCUUAGUAGCUAGUUCAUCUUCACCAUUGUCAAUUAACACAUCGAGUUCACCACACUUGUCUAUAGGUCCCGUGUAUAAUUCAGCCCAGAUAGCAUCAGUUGUAAACAAUGGUGUAGAACAAAUAUGUAACCUCUUGAAAGACCAGAAGCCUAAAAAGCUAGGGAAAUACGUCUGUGAGUAUUGCAAUCGGGCCUGUGCCAAGCCCAGUGUUCUCCAAAAGCACAUCCGAUCCCAUACUGGAGAGCGACCAUAUCCUUGUGUGACGUGUGGGUUUUCAUUUAAAACCAAAAGCAAUCUCUACAAGCACAAAAAAUCUCAUGCACAUGCUAUCAAACUUGGACUUGUCCUGCAACCAGAUUCAGGUGGCCCCUUCCUAUCUCAUGACUCGGACAAAGCACUUAGCAUUCAUUCAGAUGUGGAAGAAAGCGGUGAAAGUGAAGAUGAAGGCACUGCAGAUGAAAGACAAGAUGAUCAAGAACUGGAACCUGCACAAUUAGUGAAAGUCAUUUCCAGUGCAGAAACACUGCAGAAAGGCAGUCCUAUUCCAUUAAACAACCCAGACUGUAUAUCAGGUGACUCUUCAUUACAUGAUGUAGAACCUCAAGUACGGGCAGCUUUACCAAAAGUAGUAGUUCAUUCUGUAAAUGUUUCUCCUUUGAGAGCCGAUAGCCCAAAAGUGACAGAGCCAGCACCUGAGCUUGCUGCAGCACAGAGAAAAGGAGAUUCUAAAGUCACAACUCUUCAGUCAAAUUUAACACAUACAGCCUCAUUCAAGGAGAAUGACAUAAAGCAGCAUCAGAAAGUAGAAGCAGGCCUGUUAGAGGAACAGCCAGGAUCUACAGGAGGACCAGUGCAUGCUCAACUCCAGAGACAACAGGCUACCGAUGGUUCUCAGGAUCAGCAAGGAAAAUGUCUUUUGAGCCCUAGAAGUUUAGGUAGUACUGAUUCUGGUUAUUUCUCUCGUUCCGAAAGUGCCGAUCAAACAAUGAGUCCUCCAGCUCCUUUUGUAAGGGGAUUGUUGACCUCUGAGAAAGAUCCAAGUAAAAAUCUGUCCUGUGUGCCACGAGCAAGUGGCAUGGGAGCAUCCGUGGUACAAACUGUUUGUGCCGAAAAAAAUCUGGUUCUCUCUGGCCAAAUGCGACCUCCCUUGGCAACAAAAACUCUUGAGGAGCGUAUCUCAAAAUUAAUUUCUGAUAAUGAAGCUGUUGUGGAUGACAAACAGUUAGAUAGUGUGAAACCAAGAAGAACAUCUCUUUCAAGAAGAGGAAGCAUAGAUUCACCAAAAUCUUACAUAUUUAAGGAUUCUUUCCAGUUUGAUUUAAAGCCCAUGGGAAGAAGAACUAGCUCAAGCUCUGAUAUACCAAAGUCUCCUUUCACACCCACUGAGAAAUCCAAGCAAGUUUUUCUUCUUUCUGUACCAUCCCUUGACUGUUUACCUAUAACACGAAGUAAUUCCAUGCCUACCACCAGUUACUCAGCAGUACCUCCUAAUGUCAUACCUCCCUCUCAUCCUCUUCGAGGAAGCCAGUCAUUUGAUGAUAAAAUUGGCUCUUUAUAUGAUGACGUUUUUGUGUCAGGACCUGCUACUCCACUGAACCAAGGUGGACAUCCUCGGACCCUGGUCAGACAGGCAGCAAUAGAAGAUUCUUCUACUGGUGAAAGCCAAGGUCUUGGACCCGUGCGAUCUGUAGAAGAAAAUUACCUGGGGUGUAAUUUAUCAAAUGAAUCCUUAUUGCAAAGGAGCAAAUCCCUGGCACAGGGAUCAAAUUCAGAAAAAACAAAGAAGUCCCCUCAGGUGCGAGGAACAAUGUUUGAAUGUGAAACCUGCAGGAACAGAUAUAGAAAACUGGAAAAUUUUGAAAACCACAAGAAAUUUUAUUGUUCAGAGUUGCAUGGACCUAAAACUAAGGCAGCAAUCCGAGAGCCUGAGCACAAAACUGCUCCAAACAGUACACAGCCUCAAAUUCUACACUACAGAGUCACAACUUCAACUGGUGUCUGGGAGCAGACACCCCAGAUAAGGAAAAGAAGGAAAAUGAAAAGUGUUGGUGAUGAUGAUGACCCACAGCAAAAUGAUACGAGUGUACCAUCGAAGACUACAGAAGGCCAAAGCAAGCCAGCAAAUUCUUCCAGUCUGUCAAAACACAGUGCCACAACUGUGGUAGGAUCACAACAACCAAGCAAACUUCUACUUCAGAAUUCCCAAAUUCAGCUUGUGGCUCGUGGCACAGAUCAGACUACUGAGCCAAAGAUGGCGUCCCUCAUUGAAAAGCAGGCAAGUUCAGCUGUGCAAGAAAAGGUGGAGUUGAAAAGACAAGGGACUGGCAUUUCAGUAAUACAGCACACAAAUUCACUGAGCAGAAAUAGCUCAUUUGAGAAAUCAGAGUCAUUUGAAAGAGUAUCACCAGUUUCUUCUCAAGAGCCCAACAAGGGUGCAAAGCACCGCUCUUUGAAUACAGUUGUAAUCCAAGAAGACAGACGCUGUCAUCUUAGCACUCCCCAUCGUCACCAACCCUUGUCAUCAGAACCACCUAGAGGGGAAGUUCAGGGAAGCCAGUUAGUUUCUAAUGAGAGAAGUGCGCCACUUCAGCCAUCAAGACUCGUUCGCCAGCAUAACAUCCAGGUUCCUGAAAUACUGGUCACAGAAGAACCAGACAGAGAGCAAGAAAACCAGUGCAGUGACCCAGAAAAGACAGAAAGGUUUAACUGGCCACAACGCAGUGAAACGCUGUCAAAAUUGCCAACAGAAAAGCUUCCACCAAAGAAGAAGAGAAUUCGGUUGGCCGAAAUGGAACAUUCAUCUGCUGAAUCCAGUGUUGACUCCACACUUUCCAGAAGCCUAAGUAGGGAGAGUAGCUUGUCUCAUGCCUCCAGUUUCUCAACUUCACUUGAUAAAGAUGAAACUUUAAAGGCUGAAAACCCUUCCAAAGCAGAGCCUGUUAGUAAGUCUUCAGAAUUCCUCAUGAUUCCUGCUGGCUCACAUGCACUGGCAGUGCCUGGACCUCAUUACCGGGAAAUGAGACGUGCCGCCUCAGAGCAAAUCAGCUGCACGCAGCCCUCAAUGGAGGUUGUGGACUACAGGAGUAAGUCUUUCGACUGCGGAAGCAUGUCUCCAUCAAAGCCUGUCCCGCUUGUAGAGGUAGCCACUCCGAAAGUGUCAUCUGCAAAUGGAGCUGCUGGACAUGUGCCUCUGCUAGAAAGGAGGAGAGGGCCAUUUGUAAGACAAAUAUCUUUAAAUAUUGCUCCUGAAAAUCAGCAGUCUCAAGUGAAAUCGACUUCAUCAUUGCAGACGGCUCAUGCCACAGAUGUGCCCACAGUGCCAUUGCACGGGCUGCAGACAUCUGGCAAACCCUUGGUGGAGUUUCCUUUAAGUACUCAGCAUUCGCAGACUAAUUCCAGACCUCAUUCAACAAUUCAAAGUUGUAAUCCUGUUAGCCUGUCUUCGCCUCAGCAGCCUCUAGAUCACAUGUUGAAUAAUCAAGGCCAGCCAUCCUUGACACAUCAGCCUUCUCAGCCAUCUACUAAAACAACCCAAGGGGAGCGAGCAAGCACGAAUUCACUUUCUUGUCAUCCUGAUGAAAAAAAGGACUGUUUUGCUCCAAAGUAUCAACUUCAAGUUAAAACAUUACAUAUAGGUCAGCCAUACUCUUCUAAAUUGCUAAAAAAUACUUUAUCAACUCAGACUGGUCCGAGUCAAGUUGGAGUGGACCAGAAUGCAUCUUCCUUUGAAGUGCAGACAAAACUCUCUGAUGUGUCUAAUCCGUACUCUGUGCCUCCUCUAAAGCAAAUUGUUCCUAAUAACUGCAGCAGUCAGAUACAUCAGAUUCCUCCUUUUGUGGUUCCUGUCCGUAUUCAGAGCAGUAUGCCAUCCUAUGGCUUCGCAACUGUUGCACCCCUGCCUCACAUUUUAGUGACCCAGGAUCAGGGAAAUCAGUCCAUCUGCAAAACAAAUGUUGUGAUGGUGCCAACACUUGAAGGUAAAACUCAGCUGCCAAAAUCUCACAAAGAUCAUCAGAGGACUUUGCCAAAUUCAUUUGAAUUUGAAAAUUCACCACUGGAAAGUGGAACCAGAAAUUCACCUUUGUCAAGCUCUUCAAAUAUCAUUCAGAAAGUGCCAGUUAGCGGACUCUUCCCUCAGCCAGAAGUUACAGCUUCAAGUAAACGAAUGCUUUCCCCAGCAAACAGUUUAGAUAUUGCCAUGGAAAAACAGCAAAAACGUGUUAAAGAUGAGAGUGGAGCUGCUUGUAUGACAGAUGCUAGACCGUUGCAUUCACUGAACGUUAGAUCUAAUGACCCUACUAGUAAGCAAAAGAAACCAGUUUUGGUAAGACAGGUUUGCACCACAGAGCCUCUUGAAAAUCACCUCUUGGAUCCUGAUGUUGUUACACAGCUUGAAAAAAGCAGCAAGGCCAGUACUUCAGACCUGCCUGACCAUCAGUCAUCUGACACUGGGGUUUCAGAAACCCUUAAGAAGUCACCAGAAUCCAAAGACCUUAAGUCUUCCACAUCACCAGUGUUUGUAGUUAGGAAACCUUCUGAAUUGUCUCCAGUGAAUAGCCAAAGUUCUCUUCUCAAGGCUGUAAGUAGCAGCCAAGAAAGAAGGUCCCCAGCUGAUGGUGAUGAGAGCACCCACAUCAGCAGCCCGGGCCAAACAAAGCCUGUAGCGACACUGGCUGUGAUGAAUGCUGGAGAAAUGCAGAGGUUGUCAUUUCCAAGCCUCAAGACCACCACGAAUUUUACCUGGUGUUACCUCAUGAAGAGAAAACCAUUGCACCUGCUGCAAAAUGAUCAGAAAAUCUCUGCCUAUUCUACAUGGACCAUUAGUUCCAACAACCCCAAUCCACUCGGUUUGUCGACAAAGGUAGCUCUCUCCCUCCUCAAUUCCAAACAAAAAAUUGAAAAGCCUCUGUACACUCUAGCAAGAACUACGCACCCCAGAUCUGAUGUAUUGGUCUAUUCAAGCAAGUGGAAGAACAGCUUGACCAAGAGAGCAUUAAAUAGGAAAAAACUGACUCCAACUGAAUUCAGCAAUAAGGAAAACUCUGAAUCAAGCACUGAACAUGAUAAAGAAAACUCAUUUAUCAAAACUGUACCAAGAAGAGUUAAAAUAUUUGAUGGAGGGUACAAGUCAAAUGAAGACUAUGUGUAUGUGAGAGGGAGAGGGAGAGGGAAGUAUAUCUGUGAGGAGUGUGGAAUACGUUGCAAGAAGCCCAGCAUGCUGAAGAAGCACAUUCGCACACACACCGAUGUCCGUCCUUACCACUGCAAUUACUGCAACUUUUCCUUCAAAACUAAAGGAAAUUUAACAAAGCAUAUGAAGUCAAAGGCACAUAGCAAGAAAUGCAUGGAUUUGGGAGUCUCAAUAGGCUUAAUAGAUGACCAGGAUGGAGAAGAAGAAUUUGGUGAGAAGCAAAGAUUUGGCUAUGACCGGUCAGGCUAUGAUGUGGAGGAGUCUGAUGGUGGCGAUGAAGAUGAAAAUGACAAUGAGGACGAUGAUGAAGACAGCCAGGCUGAGUCAGUGCUAUCCACAACGCCCUCGGUGACGGCCAGCCCCCAGCACCAGCCCUCUCGCCAUGGCCUGCAGGAUGCCACCAGCACCGACGAUGACAUCAGGCUUCCAGACUGCUUCACUGGGGCUCACACGGACUCCAUGGAUGGUCUCCCAAAAGCGCUGCUGACCAAGAUGACUGUCCUUAGCACAGUGCAGUCGGUCAGCAGGGCCUCCAGGUCACCAGCAGAGUCCAGCCAUCAGGAAGCACAUGAGGACAAAGCCCAGGAGAGAGGAGUGGGUCCCUGUGGUGCUGAUGCGGCACUGACGGACAUUGCUCCUGCAUCUCCAGGUCGCCAAAUGUCUGUGGAUUACCCUGAUCCACAUACAGCCUUGGGCCACUCCUUAAUAUCAACUGCAGCUCUUACAAAGAGCACGCCCUCCAUCAGCUCCCCAUCCUCACUGGCAGACCACAGCAUGCCGACGACAGCACCGUCACCCUACACUGAAACCACGGAGGAGAAGCCGGCUGCUGAGCCAAGAGCUCCCCAGACUCACCUCUUCAGCCACCUGCCCCUGCACUCGCAGCGGCAAGCCAAGGCUCCCUACGGCAUGGUGCCGGUCGGGGGCAUCCAGGUGGUCCCUGCCGGCCUGGCCACCUACUCCACCUUUGUUCCCAUCCAGGCAGGGCCAGUGCAGCUCACUAUCCCAGCUGUGAGCGUGAUUCACAGAACUACCAGCGCCCUUGGCGAGACAGGUGGCACAGCCCCCGGCACCACCACGAAUCCCGUGGGAGUCGCUGAGGUGAACAGCAUGGUGCCGUGCAUUCCCAUCGGCCAGGUGAGCGUGCCGGGCAUUCAGGGGCUCGGCACGCCCAACCUGCAGCCUCUGCCGCCACUGGGCAUGGAGACAGUGAACAUCCUGGGCCUGGCAAACACCAACAUCGCCCCGCAGAUGCGCCCUCCGGGAAUUACCCUCAACGCCGUGGGCCUCCAGGUGCUGACGGCUGGCACAGCCCCGCAGGGCACCCCCACCCCGCAGGGACCCCUUCCCGGCCUGCAGAUCCUGAACAUUGCCCUGCCGACCCUCAUCCCCUCCGUCAGCCCCGCCAGCGCCGAGGGUCACGGAGCCUCCGAGGCACCCACCGCAGGCUCCAAAGCCAGCGAGGUCCAGCUGGAGCCCGCUCCUGUCGGUUUCCCCACGGCCGAGGCCGGCCAGACCAGCCGGGAUGCUUCUCCUCAGGCGGUGGCUGGUGGCCAGCGGUACGGCGGGAAGAGCCAUUCCGAGCCCACCCCGCUGACCAACCCCGUUUGUCCCGGGAAAGCUGAUCCUGAAAAGACUGACCUCACGAACCCCAGCAAGCCAAAGUGUGACCUCCCUGCCCUCCAGAUGAAGAGGGCUGCCCCGGCAGAGCCCCGCUCCAAGGCGAAUCCCAACACGUUAACCAAGUCUCCAGUCCACCGAACUGUCACCCCGGACAGACAGGUACCCAGGCCAGCUGCCCCGCCCCAGCGGCAAAACAUGGUGCAGUUUAGCGAUGGCAGCAGUGACGAUGAGGAUAGACUUGUAAUAGCAACCUAGUUUUUGUUUUUCAUUGUGUUUUUAUUUUUAGAGUUUUUUGGGUUUUUUUUAUAACACUUGCAGGUUUCUUUGCAAACCUUCCUUUCCUUAAAGCACAUUUUUCUGACACAAACCCAUUACUAAUCUUCGUGCAAUCAUGAACUCUUGACCAAUAAUUGUUGUUUCUUGUCAGCUCCAGCCAUUUUUGUACAUGUUGUAUAGACGAUUGUGCCUUUUUGGAGUUUUAUGUUUAGAAACCUGUACAGAUUGUUGAAUAUAUAUAUAUAAAAUAUAUAUAUAUAAAAUAUGUAUAUUAAAACCAGGUAGUUGCUUGUGUUUAGUAAGUAAACAUCCUAUGUCAGAUAAAUAAAGGAUUAAAUUAUAUGUUGCACUGUUAAAUGUAAAUUUUUAUGGCUGUGGGACAAAGUUUCUGUGUACAGAUCUAGUAUGUAAAACUCCAUAUUUAUUGUAUCCAUAUUAGUCUUGGAAAAGGGUCUGUCCAUCUUUCUUGUGUAAGACGGUAGCUUUACACUUCAAAGAGAAAUACAGUAUCUGUGUUACAAAAUAUUACAGUAAAAUUUUGUUUACUGACUUUACCAUUGCUUAUGUUGUGCCUUCUUGAUGCAGUCCAGUAGCUAGAGAGGUGCUUGACUCGUUCCUUUCAGUGCCCUUCAGUGCCCUUCCAGCUUGUUCAGCUUGAAAGCAUCUGGUGGUGGUAAAAGCCCCUGUGGUUUCACCUGCCAUGGGACAGAGAGUAGUAACUUAUCGGGCUUUACUUGGAGUAAAAUCUUCCACUCAAAACAUCCGGUGAUUGCAGAGUGGGGAGGGAGUCCCUCAGCUUUCUGUAGAGUGAGCAUCCAUCCACCUCGUGUUUCUUUCCUGACUAAAAUUUGAAGAUUUGCCUGAGGGAAAAUGGCAAAAGGGUCACAAUGAAAUAUUUUUUUAUUUGUAAUCUUGAACUAUAAAACCACUUUUUACUGACAUUAAAAUGUUGUUACACAAGAAA